Molecule: messenger RNA, 504 nt
Organism: Selaginella moellendorffii
Lineage: Eukaryota; Viridiplantae; Streptophyta; Lycopodiopsida; Selaginellales; Selaginellaceae
Exons: 2
Coding region: 1-492 (163 amino acids)
Source: RefSeq, a predicted model, not a curated record
AUGAUGAUGAGGAUGAUGAUGAUGAUGAUGAUAUCAAGGCCCAAAGAAGAAGUUUCUGCUACUCGAGCUCCCGCAAAGCAUUACUCACCUCCACCAAGCAGCACCGGGCCAGGACUACACUCAUUUUUUCUCCUCAACAAGAAGAGAGAAGCAGCACAGCAAGCAACGCCGAGCAAAGCAAUGCAAAAGGAGGAGCGGCCGAAAAGAAAAGAAGGAAAAAGGAGUGCUCUUCGCAACGGGAGAAGAAGAGCAGCGCUCGCGCUCCUCACAUUUUGUCACUCGAGAGCCACCAGCUUAUUCGUCGAGAACGAAAGAGCAAACAAGAAGAAGGCGCGGGAAAGACCAAAGCAGCCAUGGCCAGGAAAAAAUGGGAGGAGGCGUCCGAGGAAGAGAAAGAAAAAAACAAGGAGGGGGAGCGGCGCCGCUACUGCGCCGCGGGGGCCCCAACGGCGGCGCCGCCUGUAUGCAUGUGUGCAUGGCAGGGAGCAGUAAAUGCACCGGUAC